Colletotrichum phormii is the source of this 326-nucleotide messenger RNA. RefSeq lists its product as uncharacterized. Bases 102 to 278 code for a protein of 58 amino acids. Lineage: Eukaryota; Fungi; Ascomycota; Sordariomycetes; Glomerellales; Glomerellaceae. The record is from RefSeq and is a predicted model, not a curated record. The transcript has a single exon.
ACUUGUAACAGAAUGAUUUAUCCCUAAUGAAAUCGUGUCGUAUUAGCUACUACAAGAGCUAAUCAGUUGUCUUUUAUCCCCGUUCUAACGCCUCGAGUCAAAUGAGCCAUCCCAUCCUAGACAGGCGCUCCCGUUCGCCGUCCCACCACACCCAGCAUUACCCUACUUGCAAGAGCGAGUCACAAAGACACCACCAAGCCUUCCUCGCCUCUAGCCAUCCCGUAAUUGAAGACCAAGCCAGACACAGACAAGCGCACGGGAGAAAAAGCGGAGGGUAGAGGGGGCGCUCGCAGCCAGUAUCCUUGUAUAAACAGCAAAAGAACGUC